Molecule: messenger RNA, 4719 nt
Organism: Xyrauchen texanus (razorback sucker)
Lineage: Eukaryota; Metazoa; Chordata; Actinopteri; Cypriniformes; Catostomidae
Gene: araf
Product: A-Raf proto-oncogene, serine/threonine kinase
Exons: 16
Coding region: 131-1966 (611 amino acids)
Biological process (GO): signal transduction; protein phosphorylation
Cellular component (GO): mitochondrion; cytosol
Molecular function (GO): ATP binding; protein kinase activity
Source: RefSeq, a predicted model, not a curated record
AAAGAAUUCAAGAUGGCUGUCUCAGUCUCCAGAUGAGGGCUUCUUCCUGCUUUGCCCUGGUGUGUGAAUCUUUUGUGUGGCUGACUGAGUCUCAGUGCUGCCAGUCCCUCACUGCCUCUUUGGAGACAUCAUGUCCUCCACCUCCUCCUGUUCCUCCUCGGGGGAAAACAGCCCAGAAGACAUUCCCCGAGGUGGGGGCACCAUCCGUGUCUACCUCCCCAACAAGCAGCGGACGGUGGUAAACGUUCGACCUGGGCAGACUGUCUACGACAGUCUAGACAAAGCCCUGAAAGUCAGAGGCCUUAGCCAGGAUUGUUGUGCUGUCUUUCGCCUUCUUGAAGGCCGUAAGAGGCUUACAGAAUGGAACACUGACAUCACACCCCUCGUAGGGGAGGAGCUUCUGGUAGAAGUGCUGGAUGAUGUUCCCCUUACCAUGCACAACUUUGUACGUAAAACAUUCUUCAAGUUAGCAUACUGUGACUUCUGCCACAAGUUUUUGUUCAACGGCUUCAGGUGUCAGACAUGUGGGUAUAAAUUCCACCAGCACUGCAGCAGUAAAGUCCCUACUGUAUGUUUGGACAUGGAUACAAUGACAAAACGGUGUGGUGCUAGUUCCUGCUCAGAAGACUACCCUCAGAUACCAAUUUUGAUCAUGCCAGACUCCAAUUCCAUAUUACAGAGUGACCUAGCUUUAACCUCUGAUCAUCAUGGAGGAGACCUGCUGUCCCCGGGCUCUCCCUCCUUCUGUUUCCUCGUGCGGGGGGAGGACGGUCAGUCUCUUCAGAGGCAUCGGUCCACCUCAACACCAAACGUCCACAUGGUCAGCACUCUGGAUCCCGGAGCUGCUGGCCUCAUGGAGGAGCCAUUAAAAAUCAGUGCAAUGGGACCAGAGCCCUCUACCAAGCCUUCCACUAGCCCACCCCACCUAGGAUCACCAGGAAGAAGACCCCCCAAAUCCCCUUCUGAGCCCAAGGAACGAAAGCCAUCAUCAUCUGAUGAUAAAAAGAAAGUGCACCGUGGAGGUUACAGAGACUCCAGUUACUACUGGGAGGUGCACUCACGGGAGGUGACCAUGUUAAAAAGGAUUGGAGCAGGCUCUUUUGGAACAGUCUUUAAAGGCAAGUGGCACGGAGAUGUGGCUGUCAAGAUUCUUAAAGUGACCGAGCCCACACCAGAGCAGCUACAAGCCUUUAAAAAUGAGAUGCAGGUUUUAAGAAAAACACGUCACGUUAACAUUCUGCUGUUCAUGGGCUUUAUGACAAAGCCUAAUUUUGCCAUUAUCACACAGUGGUGUGAAGGCAGCAGCCUGUAUCACCACCUGCACGUUACAGAGACCAAAUUUGACACCAUGCGCCGUAUUGAUGUUGCUCGCCAGACUGCUCAGGGCAUGGAUUAUCUUCACGCCAAGAAUAUCAUUCAUCGGGACUUGAAAUCUAAUAAUAUCUUUCUGCACGAAGGGUGGACGGUAAAGAUUGGUGACUUUGGGCUUGCCACAGUAAAGUCUCGCUGGAGUGGCUCUCAGCAGGUUGAACAGCCCAGUGGCUCCAUCCUGUGGAUGGCCCCUGAGGUGAUCAGAAUGCAGGACCAUAACCCAUACACCUUCCAGUCAGAUGUAUAUGGCUAUGGAGUGGUGCUUUAUGAACUGAUGUCUGGGACUUUGCCUUAUUCAAAUAUCAACAACCGUGAUCAGAUUAUUUUCAUGGUGGGUCGUGGAUACUUAUCCCCAGACCUGAGUAAACUGCACAGUAACUGCCCUAAAUCAAUGAAGAGGCUCAUCAUCGACUGUCUGAAAUUCAAACGGGAUGAACGGCCUCUCUUUCCACAGAUCUUGGUGGGCAUCGAGCAGGUCCAGGAUCUGUUGCCAAAAAUCGAGCGGAGUGCCUCUGAGCCCUCUCUACACCGCGCUGUACAUGCCGAGGAUCUGAAUCCACUUUUCCUUCAUACCACACGCCUCAUGCCUCUGUGAGACUCCCAGAGAUGCUCCACUCUUUUCCCAAAUGCCGUAUAUCAUCAUUCCAAGCAUGGAAUCCCUUAUUCCUCUGAUUGUUCCACACAUUCCCGAGAGCACCUGGACUACUGCAUUGGUCCCACAUAUACUUAAACACCAAAUUUAUCGACUCAUUUGGCGCACUCCUACAUCAUCUCCCCUUAUAGUUCCAGAAUUCUCUCCAUGCUGCUCCGGUGUAAACUGUCAGACUGCGGAAGUCUAAGUAGACCAACAUCUUUCUAACACUGAAGUAGGAAAUAAUCUGUGUUCUCUUACUACACAUGGAUUUGGAAAUCCAAGCAUCAUAUUUGCAAUGUAUCGGCACAAUCUUUACAACCUCUAUUUUGAGGUGUAUUUCAAAAUGUGUUCUGCUUGUGCUUGCAAGUUAUGUUUUUUACUUGGAAAUGACAAAGCAUUUUUUUUUUUCAUAGAACCUUUUCUUUUUCUCCUGGUUCCCUCUUAACCUUUUUUUUUAAUUUUUUUAAUUAAGCUGCAAUAGAACACCGUGAUGGCUCUGUUCAUUUGCGUGUCAGUCACACUCAGACUCUUUGCUCAAAGCGACAUCAUAGAUUGGUUUGCAGUCAGUUGCUUAAAAUACAUGGUAAUAUAAUCUUUUAUGUUCAGUCAAGAUCAUACACUCAUAGAUUUGUAAUUUUUUUUAAUUCCGUUAUUCCUUUUUUUACUUGUCUAGAUGGAAUACAACUAGAUGGUAUUGGAUGUACAUGUGACUGGUACCCUUAAAGAGAUAGUUUGCCCUGAAAUGUAAAUUCUGUCAUCAGUCACUCACCCUCAGGUUUUUCCAAACUUUUAUUCCAUUAAACACAAAAGAUAUUUGACAGAAUGGCAGUCACACAUUUUUAUUGUAUGGCAAAAAGAUGCAAUAAAAGUGAAUGGAGAAUGAGGCUGUCAGUCCCUAAUAUUCUGCAUAACAUCUCAUUUUGUGUUCUGGGGAAGAAAGAUAGUUUGGAAGCAGAUGAGGGUGAGUAAAUUAUGACAGAAUUUCCAUUUUUGCAUGAAGUAUCCCUUUAAAAAUGAUGCUGUGCAUGUGAUAUUUUCACAAACCCUUCUUAAUUGGCUAUUUUUUACUUUUGGGCUUGUGCUGCAUUUUAGUCUGCUUUAUACUGUAAUAGUAAAGAAACUUCAGGAAAAUUGCACAGAUAUUGUCAGUGACACCACAGAAUCAAGUUAUCCUCAUAAAGCAUGGAUGCACAUCCUGAAGUGAUGGGGGAAGGAAAAAUUGAGCAUGUCAUUUUCUUUGUUAGUUUGAAAUGAGUACAUGAUGCUGUGGUUUAAAAAAACAAAUAUGGUAAAAUUAUUUACCAUGUUUCUUUUAAAUAUUGCAUCUUAAAACCUUUAAACCAUUCACAAUCUAAGUUGAAGUGGUUCAUGAUGACCAUAACCAGGACUGGUUAACUAAUACUGACACUUCAUCUCAGUCUGGCUUGUGGACUCAUGCAUUUGGCACAGAUGGCAUUGUUAAACAUUGGCAGUACUGCCCACUGCUGUUGAAAUGUCUUUUUUUUUCCAAUGUAAAAAUUGUCUCAUAUCCUAGCUUAAAUGGAUAAUUUACCAAAAAAUGAAAAUGAUCUCAUAAUUUACUCACCCUCAUACCAUCCCAGAUGUGUAUGACUAUGAACACAAAUUAAGAUUUUUAGAAGAAUAUUUCAGUUCUGUAGGUCCUUUCAAUGCAAGUGAAUGGUGACCAGACAUUUCAAGCUCCAGAAACCGCAUAAAGGCAGCAUAAAAGUAGUCCAUAUGACUCCAGUGUUUUAAUAUAUGUCUUCUGAAGCGAUUUAAUGACUUUGGGUGAGAAACGGAUCAAUAUUUUAAUCUUUUCUUACUGUAAAGUUUCACUUUCAGAUUAAUAAUUUUUUAUAUAAUUGUAAAAGGACUUAAAUAUUCAUCUGUUUCUCAAACACACCUAUUAGAUUGCCUUUUGAAGAUGUAGAUUUAACCACUAGAGUUUUAUGGAUUUCUGCAGCUUGAAGGUCUGGUCACCAUUCACUUGCAUUGAAAAGACCUUAAAAAGAUAUAAUAUUCUUCUAAAAAUCUUUGUUUGUGUUCAGCAGAAUAAAGUCAUAUACAUCUGAGAUGGCAUGAGGGUGAGUAAAUGAGAGAAUUAAAAUCUUUGUGUGAACUAUCCCUUUAAUAUGCAGAGACAUCAUAUUAGUAAGCCAUAAAUAGGUUGACUUUCUGUAGGAAGAGUCUAUGAACUUUGGCUCAGUGGCACUUUCAAAACAUUGACCCAACAUUGGCUCAGCCAAUUGUAUGAGUUUGCGAUGGAACUACCUGUUUGUUUGUUUGUUUUAACGAUGCAAUUCCUUACAGUAAUUACACACAGCACCUUUAAAAGCACUGUAAGUCAUUUUAAGAUGGAGUUACAGUUGAUUUGCUUACAUGCUAUGCUCUCAAGCAGUGUUUGAGAAAUUACUCUAAAUACACUUCUUAGAAUAGGUUUGUAACUUUAGAAUCGCUACUGACCACUGGUUAACCAUGGCUAACCAGUUGCAGAAAAUGCUUGGAUAGGCAGCCUCUGAUGUCCUACGAACAAAGCUGCUGCUAAACUCACAGAUGAUCAAGAUGGUGCUAAGGGCUAAGCUGUGGUGAGUGAGCAUUAAAAGAAUGGCAGUUCAUCAUUUUGUUUCAUAAGCUCAAUAGCAUUUCCUUGCGUAACAGUCUUGCUGUGUAAAAGCAAUAUUAAAGUUAUUUUUUCCCAUUCCGAUGUUUUCAUU